Oncorhynchus gorbuscha (pink salmon) is the source of this 1681-nucleotide messenger RNA. Its product is annotated as transcriptional repressor scratch 1-like. Gene Ontology annotation, molecular function: DNA-binding transcription factor activity, RNA polymerase II-specific; RNA polymerase II cis-regulatory region sequence-specific DNA binding. Bases 1 to 804 code for a protein of 267 amino acids. Gene Ontology annotation, biological process: regulation of DNA-templated transcription. The record is from RefSeq and is a predicted model, not a curated record. NCBI's taxonomy places the organism in Eukaryota, Metazoa, Chordata, Actinopteri, Salmoniformes, Salmonidae. The transcript has a single exon.
AUGCCAGAGCACAAAGGAGCUGGGUUCGAAGCUGCAGACCGGGCUCUCUGUGGGGCCCCUGUACUCUCCGGGGAGCACGGGGAGCAGUGGGGGGGGGACUACUCUGACCAUGACAUGGAGCAGCGCGACAGCCCCCACUCGAGCGUCACCACCGAGUCGGAGAGCAGCAUCUACUACCCAGUGGACGCUUUCCUCAUCUCCGACGGCCGCUCUCGAACAAGGGCCAACCACAGGCACCAACACAAGGAAGGUGAGGAGAGAGAUAGCAGUACAGAAGAAAGCUCCACAGGAGCCACAGCGGCUAAGGCUGCCAAAGGGAAGUCCGGGAAAUCCAAGGGACCGGGCCGCCACACGUGUGGCGAAUGUGGCAAGACCUACGCCACCUCAUCCAACCUGAGCCGCCACAAGCAGACGCACCGCAGCCUGGACGGCCAGCAGGCCAGGACGUGCCCCACGUGCCACAAGGCCUAUGUGUCCAUGCCGGCGCUGGCCAUGCACAUGCUCACCCACGACCUGCGGCACGAGUGCAGCGUGUGCAGCAAGGCGUUCAGCCGGCCGUGGCUGCUGCAGGGUCACAUGCGCUCGCACACGGGCGAAAAACCAUUUGCCUGUGCCCACUGCGGCAAAGCGUUUGCGGACCGCUCCAACCUGCGUGCCCACAUGCAGACACACUCAGCCUUCAAGCACUAUGAGUGCAAGCACUGCGGCAAGAGCUUUGUACUCAAGUCCUACCUGAACAAGCACUACGAGUCGGCCUGCUUCAAGGGCUCUGGAGACGAAGAGGACUGCUGCUCUGAGGACUGAUCAGGGAUCAGUUUAUUUUCUACUUCAGCUUAUUUAUCCAGGUCGGUUUCACUGAGAUAACAUCUUCUUACAAGAGAGACCCGGGUUGUGUUCAUUAGGGCAUAUAACAGAAAAUAUUUUUAAAUGCUUCGUAACUGAAAGCGAAAAUGAGGGUUUUUUAUUGGACAAAUCCAGGUAGUCCCUCUCCUUGUUUCAGUCCGAUUUCUUCCAUUCGGUACCUAAUAAACACAUCCCUUGUCAAAGAGAGCACUCCUCAACACUCGUCUUCCUCUUCCUGCCUUUUGGUAGAGAGCAAUAAUAAUGGCAUUGAGGGUUGUUCAAGAACAUAGAAGAUAACUGAGGAUGAGGACUGAAUAACUUCUUAAAAUGUCAAUAUUUUUUUAUUUUUUUUAUUUUAUGAAUUCUUAUUUAUUUACUUGCAAUAAUUUACAUUCCAGUAUUAUUUUUAUAUGCCAAUUAGCUCUUAAUUCCCCUUAAACAUGUCUUCCACAAGAGACAUGUGUUUAUUUAUUAUUUUUUUCAUGUAUGUAUUUAUUUAUUUAUCAAAUGAUCAAUUGAUUGGUUAUGUUGUGAAUUGAUUUGAUUUAUGAAUUGAACAUCUUAUAAAAUGCUGUAAUAUAUUUCUGAGACUAAGUAGUGCUAUAUCUGAUCUCAUUCACAAUAGUUGUUGAUCUAUUUGUGUUCUACGUAGGACAUUAUUAAUAUGCCCCUUUGUUUUUGAAUCUAUGCAAAGGAUGUAAUUGUAAGCUACAAUGUGAUAGUCAGACAUGUAAAGACAUGUAAAGUAAAUUUUUAUACCAUUAUUAAGGAUUGGUACCAUUAAUUAUUUGCCCUAUGUAGGUCUACAAUACAGAUGUUGAAUUUGAAUUGUACUCAA